CAACGUGAAGGUCUCAACUUGACAUUUUUGCACCCAUCAAAAAUCAAAAUCAACACACAUGGAAGCACGAACAUUCUCCAUAUAUAUAUAUAUACAUAACACACAUACAAACGUGUAUUCACAUUCACAUACUCAUCCCUUAAACACCAAAACCCUAAAAAAAAUGGGAAACUCUUUGAGAUGCAUCUCGCAAGACCAAGAACAGAACCAGAAGAAACCCACUGUCGUCAAUGGAGGAGGAGGAGAGAGUAGCAACUCCGAGAAACACGUGCGUAGGCUGUCGCUGAUACCAUCUUUCCGUCGCCGGACUUUACUACCGUCUCUCUCCUGCGCCGGAUCAUCAACGUCUGGAUCGUCCACGUCGAAGAAAGGAGGUGUCAAGACGAAGAAGAAGAUCAGAGAAAGACACCACCAAGAGCAUCAUCACCACGAUAACGAGAAAGACUCUCGUAUCCAAGAACAAACCUUAGCUGCUACAAAUGUACUCUUUAGCCAGACGCCUCGUAACAGCAACUCUGCUCCUCCUUUUAGACGGUCCACCUCCGUCGUCUAUCCAUCCUCUCAGCCACCUCCCUCCGCCGUGGCUGCCGUCACAGGUUCUGUUUCUGGUGUCCUGACUCCUAAAAAGUCUACUUGUGGAUUCGUGAGGAGUUCCAGCAAUAGGCAGAGAUCAAGCACUGAUCCUGUUCUCAAACCCAAUCAGCUUCUAGACAAGGCAAGCACAUUAUUAUUUAAUUAAUUAUCUUAUUCAUUUUCAUAACUUUUAAUUCAAUCAAAAUAAGU
This is a messenger RNA of Brassica rapa (field mustard), 783 nucleotides long. Its product is annotated as putative methylesterase 15, chloroplastic. The record is from RefSeq and is a predicted model, not a curated record. Lineage: Eukaryota; Viridiplantae; Streptophyta; Magnoliopsida; Brassicales; Brassicaceae.